Carcharodon carcharias (great white shark) is the source of this 4575-nucleotide messenger RNA. It is a transcript of the gene klhl8, whose product is annotated as kelch-like family member 8. The record is from RefSeq and is a predicted model, not a curated record. The transcript has 11 exons. Gene Ontology annotation, molecular function: protein binding. The coding region runs from base 523 to 2367 and encodes 614 amino acids. NCBI's taxonomy places the organism in Eukaryota, Metazoa, Chordata, Chondrichthyes, Lamniformes, Lamnidae.
CCAAUUAAUGAAGUACUUCUGAAGUGUAGUUGCAAUAGGAAAUGUGGCAGCAAAUGUGGGCACAGCCAGCUUUCAUGAACAGCAAUAUGAUGACUAAAUAAACUGUUUUUGUGGUGUUGAUGAGAGACAAAUAUUGGCCAGCAUUCGGGAAUAUUGGCCAGCAUUCGGGAAUAACUCCCUUAUUCUUCUCCAAAAUUGUGUCAUGGGAUCUUUACAUUCAACCAAGCAGGCCGACAGGGUCUCAGCCUAACAUCUCAUCUGCAUCUCCCAACAGUGCAGUACACUGUCAGUAUUGCACUGGAGUGUCAGCUUUGAUUUUUGUGCUCAAGCCUUAGAGUGGGACAUGAACCAGGAACCUUGUGACUCAAGAGGUGCGAAUGUCAUCAACUGAGCCAAGGAUGUGGGUGUCACUGACUAGGAAAGAAUACAUAUGCAAAUAUUACCAAGAUGCUUGAUCUACAGAGGGUAGUAUCUUGAAUGUCUCAAUUAGAUACUUCCAGCUGAUGGCAUAAAAUUUAAAGAAUGGCUUCAACUGAUAUGAUUCCAGAAAAUUUGAAACAUCAUCAGCUAAAGAGCAGGAGGCUUCCCAGUAGGUCAUUUAACCAUCAGACUGAAGCAGAGGGCAGUUUUCUUUUUGAAGCAGAUGAAGCUUGGAAGGAAUAUCACCGUGCUCUCUAUCAGUUCUAUGAAGCCAAAGAACUUUGUGAUGUAACAUUGAAGGUUGGGUCCAAAUUAAUCCCAUGCCACAAAUUGGUGCUAGCCUGUGUGAUUCCAUACUUCAGAGCAAUGUUUCUUUCUGACAUGGCUGAAGCCAAACAGGACCUGAUAGAAAUUAAAGAUUUUGAUGGCGAUGCAAUGGAUGACCUUGUCAAGUUUGCGUAUUGCUCCAGGAUUACACUUACUGUAGACAACGUGCAACCUCUACUAUAUGCCGCUUGCAUUCUGCAGGUAGAACUUGUGGCUAAGGCUUGCUGUGAAUACAUGAAAGCCCAUUUUCACCCAUCAAAUUGCUUAGCAGUCCGGUCGUUUGCUGAGAGUCACAACCGAGUUGACUUGAUGGGCAUGGCUGAUAAGUACGCCUGUGAACAUUUUAAUGAAGUAGUAGAAUGUGAAGACUUUGUAAAUGUUUCGCCGAAGCACCUCAUCGCACUCCUUUCAUCCAGUGAUUUGAAUGUGGAAAAAGAGAAGCAAGUAUAUAAUGCUGCUAUGAAGUGGCUGCACUCAAAUCCACAGCAUCACACCAAGUGGUUGGACCAAGUGGUUGCCCAGGUUCGAUUGCCUUUGUUGCCUGUUGAGUUUCUCAUGGGAGUUGUGGCUAAAGAGAGCAUAAUCAGACAGAAUCUGAAAUGCAGGGACCUGUUGGAUGAAGCUAGAAACUACCAUCUUCAGCUGAGCAACAAGCCAGUACCAGACUUUGAAUAUUCCAUACGGACAACAUCAAGAAAACACACUGCUGGUGUCUUGUUCUGUGUUGGUGGCAGAGGAGGAGCAGGUGAUCCAUUCCGUAGUAUCGAGUGCUACUCAAUUAGUAAAAACAGCUGGUUCUUUGCACCGGAAAUGAACAGCCGGAGGCGACACGUUGGAGUAAUCUCAGCGGAUGGGAAAAUCUAUGCAGUUGGAGGGCAUGAUGGAAAUGAGCAUUUAGGCAGCAUGGAAGUAUUUGAUCCACUGACAAACAAAUGGAUGAUGAAAGCUUCCAUGAACACUAAAAGGAGGGGUAUUUCUCUGGCUUCACUUGGGGGUCCAAUUUAUGCCAUAGGCGGUCUGGAUGACCAUACAUGCUUUAGUGAUGUUGAGAGAUAUGACAUUGACUCGGACCUGUGGAGCACCGUGGCAGCAAUGAACACACCAAGGGGUGGUGUAGGUUCCGUUGCACUCAGGAACUAUGUGUAUGCUGUUGGUGGGAAUGAUGGGGUAGUAUCUUUGUCUAGCGUUGAGAGAUAUGAUCCCUAUUUGGACAAAUGGAUGGAAAUUAAGGACAUGGGACAAAGAAGAGCUGGAAAUGGAGUUGGUGAAUUAAACGGCUGCUUGUACAUAGUAGGUGGUUUUGAUGACAACUCUCCACUCAGCUCUGUGGAACGAUUUGACCCUCGUAUGAACAGGUGGGAGUAUGUGGCAGAGCUGACGACACCCCGCGGUGGCGUUGGGGUGGCGACGCUCAUGGGUAAAAUCUUUGCAGUUGGUGGUCACAAUGGCAAUGUUUAUCUGAAUACUGUGGAAGCUUAUGAUCCGGUGAUGAACAGGUGGGAGCUGGUUGGAUCGAUUUCACACUGCAGGGCUGGAGCUGGAGUUGCUGUGUGUGCCUGUCUGGUCAGCCAAAUCCGAGAUGUGGGUCAAGGAUCCAGCAAUGUUGUUGACUGCAUGUAACUUUUGCAAUGCCUGUGGAAUACAGUGAAGUUUUCUGAAGAAAAUAAUGUCACAGGAAGUUUCAUUCCAACUAGCCAGUUACUGCAGAAUGAGAGAAGGCAUGGAAAAUUGUUUUCAUUCAAUAUAUAAAGUAUAUAGCAUUUUCUUGAAGGUAGAUUUGAUUUCGCAGAACUGUUCUAAAUGGUGAUCUUUGCCAUUGUAAUGAAUGGAAGUGGUUUUGUAAACUGAGCCCUUGUUGGUGUUCUGCCACCUCCCUGGUUGGUCCCAAUUGCAUUGCUGCUCACUUUGAGAGUUGAAUUUCUUAGCAUCAACCAUAGGUUGAGCUUUGCAGUAGUAGCCUCAGACAUAUAAGUCUAGUUGGAGUAUUCCCUGUAGCGUGGUGGCAGGAACAGGUGCUGGAGAAAAACAAGCUUGGUGGUAGUUUAAAAAUGUGACCAGCAAAAAGCACAAAUUUUGUAGAUUAUAUUUCUCAUUGAAAAAUGGGUUUGUUGUUAUGAAGUAUCUUAGGACAUAUCAAAUAUACUUCCUGCGCCCCAUCUCCUGUCCCCCAGCUUUCUCUUUAUAAGCCAUUCGUGGUAAGUAUGUGGCCUUGUUUUCUCUGUAAAACCUUUAAGCAGUACAUAGGUACCUGGCUGUUCAGCAAGAAAUUUACCAAGCAGUAAUUCACCUGUUUUGUGAAGUUAAAUGCAAUGGUGCACUAUCAUUUUAUUAGCUAGUACUAUCUACAAGAUUGUGCUAGAGUGCUAUGAUUUAUAAAUUUUGUUUUUGUCAAUCCUUAACAUUUUUGUACAAAAGCGUCUUGCAAUUAUCAAAUUGUUUGCUAACCAAUUAAUAGGUUUUUUGACUUUUGCUUUAUGUCCAAACUGAACAGCUUAUUAGUGAUCUGCUUUCCUGUGCAAAUUGAAAGUGGUAGCAUUUCCCAAAUUAUAUUUUUUUUUGGGAGACCAAAAUGGGCUAAAAGUUUCACGAGUAUCUUUGAAACCUAUUUUAUAUCAUCUUGUUAUAUCUCUUAAAACUGUAUAUUCUAUAAAUUCUUUGAGAAAGAACACACCUUAAACGUUGCAUUAGUCAACAUAAUUUCAGAUCUCUGUGAAUUGACUUUAUUUUGACUGAAUUUUUUCUUGCAAUUUUAUUUUCAGUAUAAAGGAAUGAUUAUGGAUUUUUGAGAGUGAUUGAAACAGAAGUGGAUAUACAUAAUGUGCUUCUUUUUAAAUUGGGGAAAGCUUUGAGUGUUUCUGUAUUUUUGCACAUUGUGAGUUCCUGAUCACAGCCAAGUUCCUCAUGAGAUGUGCUUUCCCCUAUGGAGUGUAAAGCAUAAGGACAUCUCCAGCCCUCAGUUGUGGCCACUUAUACAGGAAUAUUCGAAAGCUGCUUAGUUGAAGAAUUGUGGGUCGUACAGGGAAGACUGGGACAGAAAAGAAUCUUUCAUAUUAGGACUGGGAAGGAGUUAGGAGAAAGCAAAUACGUGCUGAACGUCUGACUGCAAAUUUAUUUCUAAUUAAAGCUAAUCCAGACUGAUAGCAAUAAGAAAUCUGUUGGCAUUUAGAAUGCUUCAAGUUAUAAUUUAUAAUUUACAGCAUUGGUUGAAGUGGCAUACAAAAACAGUAAAUAAUAUAUAUUUUUGAAUGCUUUAGGCUGUAUAACAAAUAUAUUUCUACUGUACUGAGUGGCUAAGAAUUUUCCCCGUCAUUUGUUUUCUGAACUGGCAAAUAAUAUGCCAGCAAGGAAAAUCUACUUGUUAUAAUUUAGCCCUUAAGCAAUGCAAUGUUUUAAAACAAUGUUUAGAAAGAUUGAUAAACUGAUGAAAAACUAGUUGUCUUUAAUUUAGCAUUCUCAGCAGUCAUUUUCCAUUGAAAUUGGGUUCAUUGUAAUAAUGGGAAACAUGAAUAAUUGCUUAAAAGUUCAAGUAGAAAUACCAAAAUAAUGUUGUGCUUAUUUGAAAUGAAAAGAAUUUAUUUUAUAUAGCUUUUUGCUUUAUUAUAAUGUUAUCAUUUGUAAAUUAUUUGAAAGUUUAUUUGUGGUUAUGAUAUUUCAAAAUGCAAUAAAAUUUAACUACAUUUUUAUUGGCAAUAUUGAGUUACAUUAACUUUGUAGCUUGCGGGAAUGUUUUGCAGCGUUAUAAUCUUUGUAUACAAAUGAGAUUUGUAAUUCGUACACUGAUGCCUUUAAUAUAAUGUAUCUAUAAUAUAUUAAAAAAACUUACAUCUA